Colletotrichum karsti is the source of this 1095-nucleotide messenger RNA. RefSeq lists its product as uncharacterized. The record is from RefSeq and is a predicted model, not a curated record. NCBI's taxonomy places the organism in Eukaryota, Fungi, Ascomycota, Sordariomycetes, Glomerellales, Glomerellaceae. Gene Ontology annotation, molecular function: nucleotide binding. Bases 1 to 1095 code for a protein of 364 amino acids. The transcript is spliced from 2 exons.
AUGUCUUCGGAAAAGAAGUUGAACGUCGGAAUUAUCGGAUACGGCCUGUCCGCUAAGAUCUUCCACAUCCCUUUCAUCAACCUCACUCCCCAGUUCAAGCUACACAGCAUCGUCCAGCGCAAGCCGACGGCUUCAUCAUCUGCCCCCAAUGACUACCCCUCAUUGACGCACCACACCUCCCUGGAGCCUAUGCUUCAGGACCCCGAGGUCGACAUCGUCAACAUCUUGACACCUCCCAACACCCACUUCAACUUCACCAAGCAGGCCCUCCAGGCCGGCAAGCACGUCCUAGUUGAGAAACCUUUCGUGCCUACGGCCGCCGAGGCCGAGGAACUCAUCCAGAUCGCAAAGGAGAACAACCGCCUCAUCUGCGUCUACCAGAACCGCCGAUGGGACAGUGAUUUCCUGACGGUGAAGAAGAUGAUCAACGACGGCAUCUUCGGCCGCGUGUACGAGUUCGACACACACUUCGACCGCUACCGCGCGGACCGGCCCACGUCCUGGAAGGGCCAGCUGGGCAUGGCCGAAGGCGGUGGUGCCCUGUAUGAUCUGGGAUCCCACCUCAUCGACCAAGCCUACAACCUCUUCGGCCUGCCGGAGACCGUCUACGGCAAGCUCAUCAACCAGCGCGACGGAAAGUUCGACCCGGAGGACCCGGACAGUGUGCACGCACAGCUCGCCUACAAGAACGGCCUCAUCGUGAGUGUCCGCAUCGGCGUCAUGAGCGUCGAGACGAUCCAGCCGCGGUUCUGGGUGCGCGGCACCAAGGCGUCGUUCCACAAGACGGCGCUUGAUCCCCAGGAGGACCAUCUCAAGGAGGGCAAGAAGCCCAACGAGCCCGGUUUCGGCGUCGAGGACCCCAUCAACGGCGGCAGGUUGCUCCUCAUCAAGGACGGAGGCAAGGUUGAGGAGAGAACGAAGUUGACGGUGGAGCCCAAGACGUACCUCAAGCUCUUUGAGGAGUUCGCGAAGGCUAUUGAGACCGGGAAGGACGAGGAUGUUCCUGUUCCGGCAAGUGAGGCUCGCGAUGUCCUGCGCAUCAUUGAGGCCGUCAAGGAGAGUGCAAAGACGGGAAGUGAGGUCCGCCUGUCUUGA